AUAAUAUAUCGCCGCGAUAACCGACGAACGUCAGUCGAUGGCCGGCUCUGUACUAUACUGGCGAAUCAUAUAAAUGAUAUAUCAAGCCCGAUAAUAGUAAAUUGCGAUUAGAACAAAAUCGAAAAACAAAAACGUAAAUCCUUCUGCAAAAUUAUUAUUCUCGACGAUACGGCAACACGACACUUGUAAUAGUAAUAUAUAACCGACGGCCGCGAGAUAGGCGACCGCAGUCGACGAUCAUAACUCACCUAAGACACGUACCAUUAAAUAUCAUACGCGCAGUGCUGAUAUCGUACAUACACCCGAAUUCACGUCCGCAGGUAUUCGCCUGACCGUCAGCGCGGCCGACGCCCGUGUAGGUUUUGGGUCCGUCGCCUUUGGACCUUUGGACACACAUCCGACGACGUUUUUCGAACACAUCCGCGCCCGACCAUGUCCAUAACAUUGCAGCGCCGAUGGCCGCUGCUGCUCGUCCUGCAGUGUUCCGUCGCGUUCUUCGCCAUCGGCCAGGAGCAAGUUUUGGCGCACCGGAAGUGCGAAUCCAGACAUUUUGCAUCUCUAAACGGAAGCGGAUUCGACGAAUGUAACAAUCRGAAUGACUCGUCAUUGUCGUCGCACACGGGACAGCUGGACCAACAGCGCCGAUACGCCUUUUUGUCGGCCGACGACAAUAAGAAYGUUUCGUUUCUGGUUCAAAAAGACUUGUACCGGGGUAAUAAACAAAAGGACAUAAUGUUGUCAAACACCAUUCAAGGAUUGUUUUCCGCAAGUCCUCCGAUGGCUGUGUUAAGCAGUUCAAACGAAUUAUGCAAGAACCAUAGUCAGAUUUAUUUAAGAGAAUUAGAAAAAUUAACAAUAUGGGCAUUAAGAAUGUACGAUUCUUCAGCAAAAAUACCAUCGGGCAUUCUGAACGGAAAUAUAAAUCAGUUUGGAGACUUCGAUCAAUGUCUGAGUGCGAACGAUGAAAACUUGGGCAUUCGGGGACAGUAUUGCUUGACAUACAUAGAAAUGACGUUGCCAUCAAACUCCAACGAAAAAUUAAAAUACAUAAUCGAUUUAAUGCAUUCACACUCGGCAUUUCGUAGUCGAUUGGAGGACCAUCUCGGAAAGCAGUGGACCGUUAUUGCUCGGGCGGCGAGUCUCUACACGGAUCCUUUCAUAUUCAUGAGUGGAUUAUUGACUGCGAUAUCGUUCUUGAGACAUUUAGAUCGAAGAGGCAAGAUCGAUUUACCAAAAGAAUUCAUUUCUAGAUUUGCCAGGUACUGUUUGUCGCAUACACAUCACAUUGGAAUAGACUCACAGCUGUUUAUGGUGUCACCAUUGCUCGUUUGGACUUUGUGGAAAUGGCCUAGGAGGAGCAUGGUGGCGCUCGUGGGGUUGGCGACCAUAUCAACCGGACUUCGAUAUUACGUGACGCUAACGAAAAAAUUGAACUUAUUCAUCAAUUUUGGAAGCUCAGUUUCACAAAUGUAUGAUACUGCUGACUACUCAUACAUUUUGCCAACUCACAGGCUGACCGUGUACAUAAUGGGUAUUCUAAUGGGUUAUUGUCUGCGUUACGUAGGAAGAAACUACCCAUUGAAAAGCGUUCACUUGAAGUUGGGAUGGAUCAUCGCUAUUGGAUUCUUCUACGAAGCGUUUAUUCACCCGGCCAAAAUGGGUGACAUCGACUACGUAUAUAAUGCCAGCGAUGCUGCCAAUUAUGCGGCUUUCGCGCCCAUCUACUGGUGUAUUUUUUUCAGUUGGAUUAUAUUUGUCUCAUACACGGGCAAUGGAGGAUUUGUAUCGUCAUUGUUUUCUUGGAAAGGAUUUAUCGUGUGCACACGUCUGUCGUACACGUUCUACUUGACACAAUUUCCGGUGUUUUUCUACAACGUGGGAAGUCAUAGAUCUGCGUUGGAAUACAGUUUUGGAUUGAUCGUAAGUAUAAAAUAUGUAUAG
Molecule: messenger RNA, 1941 nt
Organism: Diuraphis noxia (Russian wheat aphid)
Lineage: Eukaryota; Metazoa; Arthropoda; Insecta; Hemiptera; Aphididae
Product: nose resistant to fluoxetine protein 6-like
Molecular function (GO): acyltransferase activity, transferring groups other than amino-acyl groups
Source: RefSeq, a predicted model, not a curated record